ACCUCUUCGUGUCUCUGUGGUCUCGGGUUUGGACAUUUCUGCCUCCUCUGCUUGUUUAUCAUAAGACUGCAGCUGCAGGUGGAAAUUCUAGUCCCAAACCCUGGUGUCUGAGUGCCAUGACCUUUAGAUGACUCUUCAUUUUCAGAGAAAGCUAAACCCCCGGUGUCACUUUCUGUAAAGCUGAUUUUCCCCCAGUUUGUGUGACUCAGUACAGACGAUUUCCUUCGUCUAAAUUUUCCUGCUUUAUUCUCCUUAUUUGGAUGAAAAAUGACCCACUGUUGGCGACACAGUUUAUUUUUACUUGGGUGCACAUGCGUCGUCCUCCUGCCACAAAUAUUCACAGAAUGUGGAUUCAUCCGCUGCUGAAAAUAGUCCUGAAGACGAGCGCUCUCUUCUCCUGUUUCGUUAAAAAUACCAGCGUUUGUGAGGCUUGAAAAAAAGCCAGUGUUCAGGUGAAGCCACAGACGGAGAGGAAGUCAGAUCGUGUUCGAGGCCACGUUCUCCUGGUUUGGGCUGAGAACUUUGAGGACUUCCUGUUCCAUCGAUGGGGCGCUCUUUCAGAACGAAUGAGGCCCUCAUGGGAAAAACUGUUAAGGCUGACAGUGAAUGCAGCUGUGAGCAGCCCAGCAGCCUCUCUGCUUUCACCUCCCGACGAGCGCCACAUCACCUCACGAUGACUCCUGCCAUCAAUCUCAGCACUGGCGGCGCUCCGGAGAAGUCCUGCAUCGUCAACGACCAGAUGGGACCCUUCACAGUUCUCUACAUCCUCAUCUUCAUCAUCAGUCUGCCUGGAAAUCUGGUGUCAGUGUGGGCCUUCAUCCACAGCCCCAGAGCCAAGCAGAAGAGCGCCAGCAUCUACCUGAUUAACCUGCUGGUGGCCGACCUGCUGCUCCUGCUCGCGCUGCCCUUUAAGAUCAUGAAGGACCUCGGGGUGGCGCCGUGGAACCUCAUGGUGUUCCACUGCCAGGCCAGCGCCGUCACCAUCUACAUCAGCCUCUACGCAUCCAUCGCCUUCCUCGCCUUCAUCAUCACGGACCGCUACCUGCAGGAAUGCCACACUGUGCGCUCUCUGCGGCUGCAGGAGGUCGGCUUCGCCCGGCUGCUGUCGCUGGUCGUUUGGCUGCUGCUGCUGCUCAUCAUGGUGCCCAACAUGGCCCUGCCCAUAAAACAGGUCAAGGAGCAGACCUACCUCAGCUGCUCUUCACUGAAGAAGGACAUCAGCCUCCACUGGCAUGCCCUCACCGUCUUCCUUUGCACGGCGCUCUUCCUCAACGCCUCUGCCGCCACACUCAUCUCCAGCACCCUGGCCGUGAAAAAGCUCCUGCGCAGCCGCAGCGACCCCAAACUCUGGGCGAGUGCCAGGAAGGUUGCGGCGAGCGUGGCGGCCGUGGCGUUGGCCUACGUUUUCAGCUUCGUCCCCUACCACGUGGUCCGCACGCCGUACACGCUGGCCCAGACCAAAGUCAUCACAGACUGUGAAACCAAGAAGCGGCUGUUUCUGGGGAAGGAGUCCACGCUGCUGCUGAGCGUGCUCCACCUCUGCUUCGACCCACUCAUCUUCUUCUACCUUAACGCCCCGUUCAGACACACCAUCAGAAAGCUGUUUCCCUGCCUCGGAAACCACGCCAUCAGCAACGCAAAGGAAGAGGCGGCAGAGGAAAUGAUGCAGCCGGCGACCUCUGCACAGCAGGAGGCUGCAUGCUAACCGCACUGUCUCCUCCAGGAUGGUGGUUAGCUUAGCACAGUGACUGGAAAGUGUUAGCUUAAAAUGCACUCUACAAAGACUACAAACAUGGACUAAAGACUUACAGAUGCUCCUCCAUGUGCAACAGGAUUCAACUUGACUUAUUAAACUUAUAGAUGAUUACUCACUGUUCAGUUUUUAUCAGUGUGACUGAUGUUAAUAAAAUAAGGACAAACAGGUGAAAUUAUUAAAACUCUGUGAUGCUGUUA
Messenger RNA from Oreochromis aureus, 1953 nucleotides. It is a transcript of the gene gpr171, whose product is annotated as G protein-coupled receptor 171. The transcript has 5 exons. Gene Ontology annotation, biological process: G protein-coupled receptor signaling pathway. Gene Ontology annotation, cellular component: membrane. Lineage: Eukaryota; Metazoa; Chordata; Actinopteri; Cichliformes; Cichlidae. Gene Ontology annotation, molecular function: G protein-coupled purinergic nucleotide receptor activity. The record is from RefSeq and is a predicted model, not a curated record. The coding region runs from base 545 to 1705 and encodes 386 amino acids.